AUGUCGAACUCGAGCAGGAAGGACUUUGACGUGAAGCACAUCUUGCGCCUCCGCUGGAAACUGUUCAGUCACCCGGCGGCGCCCGCGGGCGGCUGUUUGCAACCGGACGGCAGCUUCGAGCACUGGGGCCCGAGCCAGAGCCGGCUGCUGAAGAGCCAGGAGCGAAGCGGAGGAGGAGGAGGGGGAGGCGCCUUCUGGAAGAAAGCCUCCUCCGCCUCGCCCUCGCAGUCUUCGGCCGCCGCCUGCCCGCCGCCCUGCGCCGUCUCUUCCCUGCCCCUCAACGGGACGUCGCUGCCGGCCACCCGGCUCCAUGGGCUGGCCGAGCCGCAAGGCCCCCCGCCGGCCCCUCGCACCAUCUUCUACGUCGAGUCUCUGGACGAAAGGCCAGGUGGUGGAGGAGGAGGAAGCAGCGGGGGCGACUUCGCUGAGUUCCCCCGCCCGGAGGAGAAGGCGCUGGUGCUGCGCGAAGUCAAGGGGGAGCCGCUGCCCUUCGCCGAUGGAGGCGGCCGGGCAACAGGUGAAGGCGCCGCGCACAGGCUCUCAGCGACCAACCAUCCUUUGACUCCUCAAUGCGAUAUGGACCUUAGCACUUCUGAAGAAUUCUACCAAGCUGUUCACCAUGCUGAGCAGACCUUCAGAAAAAUGGAAAGCUACCUGAAGCAACAGCAACUCUGUGACGUUAUUUUGAUUGCUGGGAACCGUAAGAUACCUGCACACAGGCUUGUACUCAGCUCAGUGUCGGAUUACUUUUCGGCCAUGUUUACGAAUGAUGUUUGCGAAGCCAAACAAGAAGAAAUCAAAAUGGAAGGCAUUGACCCUGGUGCCCUUUGGGAUCUCGUUCAGUUUGCGUAUACAGGUUGUUUGGAACUUAAGGAAGAUACCAUUGAAAACCUCCUGGCAGCUGCGUGUCUCCUUCAACUCCCUCAAGUAGUUGAAGUCUGUUGUCAUUUCCUCAUGAAGCUUUUGCAUCCAUCCAACUGUUUGGGGAUCCGGGCUUUUGCAGAUGCUCAAGGAUGCACAGAACUUAUGAAGGUGGCUCACAGUUACACCAUGGAGAACAUCAUGGAGGUGAUUAGAAAUCAAGAAUUUUUGCUGCUGCCAGCUGAGGAACUGCACAAACUUCUUGCCAGUGAUGAUGUGAAUGUUCCUGAUGAAGAAACCAUUUUCCAUGCCUUAAUGAAGUGGGUCAAAUAUGACCUUCAAAGGAGAUGCAAUGAUUUGAGUAUGUUACUUGCCUACAUUCGACUACCACUUCUUCCACCACAGAUUUUAGCGGACCUAGAAAACCAUGCACUUUUUAAAGAUGACUUGGAAUGUCAGAAGCUGAUUCUGGAAGCCAUGAAAUACCAUCUUUUACCAGAAAGACGAACACUUAUGCAAAGUCCAAGAACAAAGCCGAGGAAAUCUACCGUCGGGACCUUGUAUGCUGUUGGAGGAAUGGACAACAAUAAAGGUGCUACAACCAUUGAGAAGUACGAUCUUAGAACCAAUAUAUGGAUCCAGGCUGGAGUCAUGAAUGGAAGAAGGCUACAGUUUGGUGUGGCUGUUAUUGACGACAAGCUCUUUGUUAUUGGAGGGCGAGAUGGCUUAAAGACAUUAAACACAGUCGAAUGUUAUAAUCCAAAGACAAAAGCGUGGACAGUCUUGCCUCCAAUGUCUACUCACAGACAUGGCUUAGGAGUUACUGUUCUUGAAGGGCCCAUUUAUGCAGUAGGAGGUCAUGAUGGCUGGAGCUAUUUGAAUACAGUCGAGAGGUGGGAUCCACAAAGUCAACAGUGGACCUUUGUGGCCAAUAUGUCCAUUGCCAGAAGCACCGUUGGGGUGGCAGCUUUAAAUGGCAAGCUGUAUCUCAGUCGUGGCCGAGACGGAAGUUCCUGCUUGAGUUCUAUGGAGUAUUAUGAUCCUCACACCAAUAAGUGGAACAUGUGUGCUCCAAUGUGCAAAAGAAGAGGAGGAGUUGGAGUGGCCACCUGUGAUGGUUUUCUUUACGCCGUCGGAGGCCAUGAUGCCCCUGCCUCUAACCAUUGCUCCAGACUCUUGGAUUAUGUUGAGAGGUAUGACCCCAAAACUGAUACCUGGACGAUGGUAGCCCCAUUGAGCAUGCCUCGUGAUGCUGUUGGUGUUUGCAUCCUUGGUGAUAAGUUAUAUGCGGUGGGUGGCUACGAUGGCCAGACGUACCUAAAUACAAUGGAGUCGUAUGAUCCACAGACCAACGAAUGGACACAGAUGGCAUCUCUAAAUAUUGGACGAGCUGGGGCCUGCGUCGUAGUCAUAAAGCAACCAUGA
Molecule: messenger RNA, 2286 nt
Organism: Thamnophis elegans (Western terrestrial garter snake)
Lineage: Eukaryota; Metazoa; Chordata; Lepidosauria; Squamata; Natricidae
Product: kelch-like protein 1
Molecular function (GO): protein binding
Source: RefSeq, a predicted model, not a curated record